AUGCCAGACUUGAGUGACGACCAAGGCGGGUCGGCUUUGCAGCCGCCAGGUCAAACGCAAAACCACGCCCACCAAUCGAGCGUCCCCACGAACGGCGCCGUUCACGGGUCCACGGCUUCAGGAAAUGGCCUCGCGCCUCAAGCUACCGCUGCAGGAGGACAGGCUGGCUCCGCGACAGCCGUCAAUCGCCACGAGUCGUCGCGAGCUCGGCACCACCACCAGGGCUCGUCCUCCACAAAAUCUUAUACAUCAUCGGGGCCGACGGUCGUUGGGGGGCAUUUCAAGGUUGGCAAGAAAAUUGGGGAAGGCAGUUUUGGUAUCAUCUACGAGGGGACGAACCUCAAGACCAACGAACAGAUCGCAAUCAAGUUCGAGCCGAGGAAGGCCGAAACACCACAGCUCCGUGACGAAUACCGGACAUACAAACUGCUCGUUGGGCUUCCUGGUAUUCCAAAAUGUUAUUAUUUUGGGCAAGAAGGUCUCCAUUCGGUUCUGGUCUUGGAACUCCUCGGACCCAGUUUAGAGGACGCCUUCGACCUUUGCGGACGGCACUUUACUCUGAAGACUGUGUGCAUGCUGGCUAAGAAUAUGAUUCGGCGAAUGCAAACAGUGCAUGAAGGGAACCUCGUCUACCGGGAUAUUAAGCCGGAUAACUUUCUCAUCGGGCGGAUACCACGUUUCAACGAAAAAGUAACAGACGACCCCAGUUCCCCAGACCCGUACUCGAUUGUGCAGAACCACUCGCCCCAACACCCAUCGCCAUGCUCCCUACUGUAUCUCGUUGACUACGGUAUGGUUAAACAGUACCGCGACCCUCGCACGCACAUCCAUAUCCCUUUUAGGGAGAAAAAGUCCUUGUCAGGCACCGCGCGAUACAUGUCGAUUCACACACAUCUUGGCAGAGAGCAAGGCCGUCGCGAUGACAUCGAAGCGUUAUGCCACGUCUUUUUUUAUCUUCUCAAUUCCCACCUCCCCUGGCAAGGGUUGCGGGCGAACUCGAACAGGCAAAAGUACGAACGAAUCGGAGAAGUGAAGCAGGCCGUGAGCAUCGAGGCUCUGGGCCAUCCGAACCCCCCAGAGUUUGGAUAUCUACUUGACUACGCAAGAAAUAUGAAUUUCGACGAAGAGCCUAAUUACGAAGGCAUGAUUGACAUGAUCGACCAGGUUAUGAAGCGACACGGGCUUGAGGAUGACGGGCUCUACGAUUGGCUUGAGGUCCUUGACCAGGAGCGCGCGGCGAAGCGCCGUAGAGAUGAAAUCCGUGCCACCAUGAGUGAAGAGGAGCGGAGAGAAGACGAACGCAGGGAGAGGGAGGAGCGAGUGGAAAAGGAACGUGCGCUCCGCGUCCGACAGGAGGAGGCGCGGCAGCGAUACGAGCGGAAGAUCGUGCACUCGUCUCCUGCCCUAAUGAACCGCAUUCACUACUUCCCUUCCUUCGUUUCGUCUCAAAAUGCCGCCCGGGUGAAUGACGCGAAGAUCCCGCCUAUCGUCAAGCAGCCCCCCGUAGACCCAGCGACCCGCCAAUCAUCCGCUGCGCUUCAUAAGAACCCACUGACCGCCGGCACCGCGGCAGGAUCGUCGGUUGCGGGCUCUCCGCGGGCGGACCCCGCCUCCUCGAUCUCCACCGCCGCUGCUGGGCGUGCAUCUGCGCAGCAAGUCAAAACCACUGGUGGGGCCGGCCAUCUGGAAACGCCACCGCAGGCGGUGGCAGCGUCUGCAGCGGCCGCACAACACCACGCUAUUGGCCCGACAACGACGGCAGGCGAGGCAGCUGCCCAAGCGACGGAUGGCGGCCGCCGGAAGAAGCGGAAGUGGUACAAGCGGAUGUUCGGUUGUUUUGGACGCCACGAGAGCGAUUGA
Molecule: messenger RNA, 1860 nt
Organism: Fimicolochytrium jonesii
Lineage: Eukaryota; Fungi; Chytridiomycota; Chytridiomycetes; Spizellomycetales; Powellomycetaceae
Product: kinase-like domain-containing protein
Exons: 6
Coding region: 1-1860 (619 amino acids)
Biological process (GO): endocytosis; peptidyl-serine phosphorylation; signal transduction
Cellular component (GO): nucleus; cytoplasm
Molecular function (GO): ATP binding; protein serine/threonine kinase activity
Source: RefSeq, a predicted model, not a curated record